AUGGCGGGCUUCGUGCGGGAGCUGGAGCGGCGGGCCGGGCCGGCGCUGCGCCUGGAGCAGCGGGCGGCGGGCGGUGUGGGCUGUGUGGUGUGGGACGCCGCACUGGUGCUCGCCAAGUUCCUGGAGACCGGCGCCUGCCCCCUCGCCCGCCGCCACGUCCUGGAGCUGGGCGCGGGCACCGGCGCCGUGGGCAUCAUGGCAGCCACGCUGGGGGCGAACGUGACGGUCACAGACCUGGAGGAGCUGCAGGAGCUGUUGAUGGUCAAUAUUGAGAAUAACAAGCACCUGGUCACAGGGUCCGUCCGAGCCAAGGUACUGAAAUGGGGUGAAGAUGUAACAGAAUUUCAGCCUCCCCCCGAUUAUAUACUCAUGGCUGAUUGCAUUUACUAUGAGGAGUCCUUGGAGCCCUUGCUGAAGACCCUGAGGGAGCUGACAGGCCCUGACACUUGUGUGCUGUGCUGCUAUGAACAGAGGACUGUGGGGAAGAACCCUGAAAUUGAGAGGAAAUACUUUGAACUGCUCCAGAGGGACUUUGAACUGGAGAAGAUUCCCCUGGAGAGGCACGACGAGGAGUACCGGAGCGAGGACAUCCACAUCGUGAGCAUCCACAGGAAGCACAGGGUGGGUGCACAGCAUCCAGGCUGCUUUGGGUUGUUGGGAAGGGACCUAAAGCUCCUCUCAUUCCACCCCUGCCAUGGGCAGGGACACCUUGCACUGGCAUGGUUCAUGGCACCAGCACAGCAACUGCUGCCAGGAAUUCCCAGAGCUGCUGUUUCGCGUGAGCAUUCCAGGGGUGGAGCUCCAGACUGACUGUGAAAUUUGGGAUCCCGUGGAGCCACAGACCUGCUUUGUUCCCAAACCUGGUGCUCCAGGUGCCAGCCUUCCUCUUCCUGGUCAGCACUACCUUUGAGCUUCACAUUUCUCCUGCUUCUGUGCACUGGUGGGGUGGGAUCUCCAAACUGGAGUUUAGAGGCUCCAAAGUAAUAAAAAUAAAAUGCCUGGUGCUGCUUU
This is a messenger RNA of Melospiza melodia melodia, 1011 nucleotides long. It is a transcript of the gene VCPKMT, whose product is annotated as valosin containing protein lysine methyltransferase. Gene Ontology annotation, cellular component: cytoplasm; cytosol. The record is from RefSeq and is a predicted model, not a curated record. Gene Ontology annotation, molecular function: protein-lysine N-methyltransferase activity. NCBI's taxonomy places the organism in Eukaryota, Metazoa, Chordata, Aves, Passeriformes, Passerellidae. Bases 1 to 810 code for a protein of 269 amino acids. Gene Ontology annotation, biological process: peptidyl-lysine trimethylation. The transcript is spliced from 5 exons.